This is a messenger RNA of Eucalyptus grandis, 1299 nucleotides long. Its product is annotated as serine/arginine-rich splicing factor RS41. The record is from RefSeq and is a predicted model, not a curated record. Bases 384 to 1010 code for a protein of 208 amino acids. The transcript is spliced from 6 exons. Gene Ontology annotation, molecular function: RNA binding. Lineage: Eukaryota; Viridiplantae; Streptophyta; Magnoliopsida; Myrtales; Myrtaceae. Gene Ontology annotation, biological process: mRNA splicing, via spliceosome. Gene Ontology annotation, cellular component: nuclear speck.
UAUUGCUUGAACUUGAAGAAAAUGAGGCCCAUAUUUUGCGGUAACCUAGAUUAUGAUGCACGCCAAUCUGAUGUUGAGCGACUUUUUAAAAGAUAUGGCAGAGUCGAAAGAGUUGAUAUGAAAUCUGGAUUACUUGGAAUAUCCAUGUACUUCUUGGAUGGAUGUGCUGUCCUGCAUUUCUUUUCUUCCCUGCGCUACGCUUCAUCUUCUUGUGUUUUUAAGGAGACCCAACAUAAUUUGCAAUGGCACCAAUCAUAUGAUUCCUUGAGACACUAUUGCCCUUUCACUUUUCCCGGAAUCCCUUCAGUCCUCAAUUUUCAACAUCUUUCUCUCUAGAGAUCUCAACUAUCUCACAUCCAAAGACAGGAUAUGCCUUUGUCUACAUGGAGGAUGAGAGAGAUGCAGAUGAUGCAGUUCGAAGGCUUGAUAGAAUAGAAUUUGGCAGAAAGGGACGCCGACUUCGUGUUGAAUGGAGUAAGGAUGAUAAUGGUGGUAGAAGGGGUGGUGGUUCCAGAAGAUCCGCAGCUAGCACGAGACCAUCGAAGACCCUGUUUGUCAUUAAUUUUGAUCCAAUACAUACUAGGCCCAGGGAUUUGGAGAGGCAUUUUGAUCCAUAUGGAAAGAUAGCAAAUAUAAGGAUCAGAAGGAAUUUCGCAUUUGUCCAAUAUGAGACACAGGAGGAUGCUACAAGGGCCUUGGAUGCGACAAAUAUGAGCAAAUUGAUGGAUCGAGUAAUCACAGUGGAAUAUGCAAUUAAGGAUGAUGAUGAGAGAGGGAAUGGUUACAGUCCUGAUAGAAGGGAUCGUGAUGCGUCUCCUCGUGGAAGGGGACGUGGGAGAUCACCAAGUCCAUAUCGUCGAGAUAGGGGUAGCCCUGAUUAUGGGCGUGGUGCCGUUUCAAAUUCUAGAGAUGACCCCCGAGGGAGUCCCACAUACGACAGAGCUGAAAGCCCUGUAAAUGAGAGAUAUCACAGCCGUUCACCUCCACCUCGUGAAAGAUCUCGUUCUUGAGAAAGCGCAGCAAAGAAGUUAUGGCAGGUGAUGGUGAGGCUUAGGAUAUUUAUUGUCUGGCGCAGGGUCACUUCUGGAGCUCUGUUAAGGACCUUUUAUGUGUACGUUUUGGGUUCUCUUUUAGCUUUAAUAGGCUUUGGAUUCAUAAGGUAGAUGUUCGUUUAAUCAUGUCUGAUGUACGGUGGAACUUUGAAUGAUUGCCGAUGUUAACAUGCAAUAUUUUUUUAACCUGAACACCUUGUAGUACUGUGCUUUGGUAUGAAUUUGCAAAUUUUCCGGUUUCCCGCUG